Pseudoliparis swirei is the source of this 2212-nucleotide messenger RNA. It is a transcript of the gene hibadha, whose product is annotated as 3-hydroxyisobutyrate dehydrogenase a. Gene Ontology annotation, cellular component: mitochondrion. Gene Ontology annotation, molecular function: 3-hydroxyisobutyrate dehydrogenase activity; NADP binding; NAD binding. NCBI's taxonomy places the organism in Eukaryota, Metazoa, Chordata, Actinopteri, Perciformes, Liparidae. The transcript is spliced from 8 exons. The record is from RefSeq and is a predicted model, not a curated record. The coding region runs from base 28 to 1017 and encodes 329 amino acids. Gene Ontology annotation, biological process: L-valine catabolic process.
GUACGCUGAGGUCAAGGGGAAAGAAGCAUGGCUGCCUUGUUUAGAGGGUCGCGGAAUGUAUUGUUACGGUGGAGUAAGCAUGUCGACCUUGCUUUCGUGUCAACACGAUCAAUGGCCUCAAAAACACCAGUGGGGUUUGUUGGUCUGGGAAACAUGGGCAGCCCCAUGGCCAAAAACCUGUUAAAAAACGGUUAUCCUGUUAUUGCCACUGAUGUCUUCCCUGAGUCUUGCAAGCAGCUGCAGGACAUGGGUGCCCAGGUAGUAGACUCUCCCGGAGAGGUGGCGGAGAAAGCAGACAGGAUCCUCACAAUGCUCCCCUCCAGUCCCAACGUCAUUGAAGUCUACACAGGCCCAAAUGGCAUCCUCAAAAAGGUGAAGAAGGGAACACUGUUGAUUGACUCCUCCACCAUCGACCCUGCCGUCUCAAGAGAGAUGGCAGCAGCUGCAGAGAAGAUGGGUGCAGUGUUCAUGGAUGCUCCAGUGUCAGGAGGUGUCGGGGCUGCCAGCUUGGCCAAACUGACCUUCAUGGUCGGCGGAGUGGAGGAGGAAUACAACGCUGCGCAGGAGUUGCUCACCUGCAUGGGAGCCAAUGUUGUCUACUGUGGACCGGUUGGCACUGGACAGGCAGCGAAGAUCUGCAACAACAUGCUGCUGGCCAUCGGGAUGAUUGGGACCGCUGAGACCAUGAACCUGGGCAUCAGACUGGGUUUGGACCCCAAGCUGCUAGCAAAGAUCCUCAACAUGUCCUCAGGUCGUUGCUGGUCCAGCGACACGUAUAAUCCAGCCCCCGGCGUCAUGGAGGGAGUCCCCUCAGCCAACAACUACCAGGGCGGCUUUGGAACCACGCUCAUGGCCAAGGAUCUUGGUUUGGCUCAACACACUGCGACCAACACUAAGACACCCAUCCCUCUGGGCUCCCUCGCCCACCAGAUCUUCAGAGUCAUGUGCUCCCGCGGCUACGCUAACAAGGACUUCUCAUCCGUCUUUCAAUUCCUACGCGAGGAGGAAGGACAGUGAAUGGAGGAGGAGCACAGUUGACUGAAGUUACCAUAAAUAAACACACACACACAAACACACCCCAGUGCCCCUUAUCCUACUAUGCUCAGGAGAGACUAAGGCCUUCCCCUCAGGCACAGAUUUGCAGUCCAAUUAACAUACUGUAUGUCGACACGUGUUCCCUCAAAGCCUCGGAUGAAUCAUAUUUUCAAUUCAUGGCUGUCCGUCUGCAUAGGGGAAAUGCUAAAACUGACUUUAGAUCAGUUUCAAGAGACAAAGUCUGGAAUGAGAGGAAAGAGUGUAAAAUGAGAGGUAGGAAGAGGCACUGUUGGUGUGUAUGUACCAAGGCAAACAAUAUAUGAUUUUCCAAGUUGAUUGAUAAGUAAUAACUGCAUGAUGGUUAAAAGUUUAAGUAUGUGUUUGUCGGGUAUGUGCUUAUUGCCUGUUGCCCAAAUGACUCUGACUUGGCCUGGUUCAGUGAAAGGUCAGAAAAUAAAACACAAGCUACAGAGAGGAUUCACAUAGCAGUGAGAACAUUAAAGGCAAUCUAGGUUACCUUCUUCUGCUGGAGAAAGGAGUUGCAGCAUUUCAUGUAAGGUUACCAAAACCAGCCACACCGUGGGCUCAACGUUCACUUGUUUUGUUACAUUCGUCUGUUUUAGGGAGGAAAGCGGCGUCAUUCAGUCAUGUUGCCAGAAAACAUACUUUCAUUCACUCUCUGGAUCGACCACUUAAGCUAAGUUGAAUACUGUGAUUUAUAUAUCUGGUUAUUUUUGCACUGUGUGCAUCGCAGCGCGAUGUGCCGGGCCAUUUUUAACAGAAUAUCUUUGAACUUACCUGUCCUCUCUGAUAUCCACAACUGUUUAUUGAGCCACUAGAGUAUUAUUUUGUGACCAACACCGUUUGAAUUUUAUACUGUAAACUACAAAUCAUUGAUCUGCUCCUCAGGCACUUUCUGUUACUCGUUCUGACUUAAAUGCAAGUACCUCCUCACAUAUUUCUCCUGUCUCUCUCAACGACAUGUGUGUAAGCGAGGUGCGUUUCCUCUGAUCAAAUGUAUAUAAUGUAUAUUACAUAUUGAUGCAUAGUGUUGAAGAGAAAUCUAACUAGACUGUCACUUUUUGUAGUAAAAUGCAUUACUCGUCUACAGUUUGUCUUUGCUCUGUGAAACAGAUCCAGUCACACCGUAGCCUACAAAUAAAAGAUGUUACGUGUA